GUCGCGUUGCUACGUUGGUAGUUGUGUCCGACACUCCAGUUGGUGUAGUUGUGUGCAAGCGCGAGUGAGAUGGCAUCAACCGGUCGCCAGUUAUUUUUGAGCAAACGAGUCGUCACCGCAGCGGGAGUGGCAGAUGGUGGAGUGCUCGUCGACAACGGCCAAAUACAAGAUAUACUAACCAGACACCAAGCGAAUACAUUUAUCGCAGAAAAUGAAGAUAUUAAAGUUGUGGAUGGUGGUGAUCUGGCGUUGAUGGCUGGCGUGGUAGACUCACAUGUGCACGUCAAUGAGCCCGGCCGCACCGCUUGGGAGGGGUUCCGCACCGCCACCAGUGCAGCCGCCGCUGGAGGCAUAACUACCAUCGUUGAUAUGCCUUUGAACUCAAUUCCACCCACAACUACUGUAGAGAAUCUUAAAAUAAAAGCUUCUUCGGCGCAAGGCAAUGUUUUUGUAGACGUUGGAUUCUGGGGCGGUGUGAUCGUCGGCAAUCAGGAUUCUCUCAAGGACUUAGUGAAGGCAGGUGUUGUAGGUUUCAAGUGUUUCCUCUGCCCCAGUGGAGUUGAUGAGUUCCCUAACGUGGAAGCUGAAGACCUGGAGAAAGCAUUUGCAGCUCUCGAGGGUACUGGAUCAUUGUUGGCGUUCCAUGCGGAGGUACAAGAAGAUAAUGAAGAGACCGACAACAAAAUCCUAAAAAAAGACCCAGAGGAAUAUGCUACAUAUUUAGAAUCACGACCCCCAAAAAUGGAAUUAGACGCAAUAUCACUUAUUUCAAGCUUCUUGGAUAAAACCGAUGUCCGUGUCCACGUGGUGCAUGUCUCGUCAGCGAGCGUGGUGCCUCUGCUGAACAAAGCGCGGCAGCAGAGGGUGGCAGCCGGCAACACAGCCUGGCGGGGCGGAGUCACCGCUGAGACUUGUCACCAUUACUUAUUUCUUAACGCUGAACAGAUACCACGAGGCCGUAGCGAAUAUAAAUGUGCACCGCCUAUCAGAGAUUUGGACAAUAAGGAAAAACUGUGGCAAUAUUUGCUAGAUGACAAACUGGAUAUGGUGGUAUCUGACCACUCGCCUUGCACUCCUGAACUCAAGUGUUCUAAUAACUUAGAAGCUUGGGGAGGAAUAUCGUCUGUGCAGUUUGGUCUAUCGUUAUUCUGGACUGAGGCAAGUGCACGUGGAUUGGAUCUGACUUCGAUCAGUAAAUACAUGUGCUCUGCUCCGGCGCAACUCUGCGGAAUCCAGCAUCGCAAGGGCGCCCUCAAAAUAGGCCUCGACGCAGAUCUCAUCUUCUUCGACCCUGACGCACAAUUCACGGUCACCGCUGACAUUAUACGACACAAAAACAAGCUAACACCUUACAUCGGAAAAACGUUAAAAGGAGUUGUGAAGAAGACAUACCUUCGCGGACAGUUGAUAUAUGAAGAUGGUGAACUUGUUGGAGUACCUAAAGGAAAUUUAUUGCUCAAACAAGUGUAACAUAAGGAGUAACUUAAAUAGAUUAUAUAGAUAGAAAAUUAUGUUAUAGUUGAUUUUUAUUUAAGAACACUUACUUAUAAGUAACAAGAGACUUUGACUACCAAUAACAGGGUAUCAGAGAGUUGGGUGCUUUAAUGUCAUAAUUAUCUUUUUAGUAAAUAACUAUCAAUGACAUUUGAAUAAGGCAUCAAAGCUCAACAACCCCACCAUAGGAGACGCUCAGGUUAUGUAGUAUGAAAAUGAAUUUUAUUAUAAUGUAAAGAGAAUUGUACGAUAAUAAAAUCCAGUAUGAACUCGCAA
Messenger RNA from Papilio polytes (common Mormon), 1770 nucleotides. Its product is annotated as allantoinase-like. The transcript is spliced from 10 exons. The record is from RefSeq and is a predicted model, not a curated record. Gene Ontology annotation, cellular component: cytoplasm. Gene Ontology annotation, molecular function: allantoinase activity; cobalt ion binding; zinc ion binding. Lineage: Eukaryota; Metazoa; Arthropoda; Insecta; Lepidoptera; Papilionidae. The coding region runs from base 70 to 1470 and encodes 466 amino acids. Gene Ontology annotation, biological process: allantoin catabolic process; purine nucleobase catabolic process.